Messenger RNA from Malassezia japonica, 921 nucleotides. RefSeq lists its product as uncharacterized. Gene Ontology annotation, molecular function: oxidoreductase activity. The transcript is spliced from 2 exons. NCBI's taxonomy places the organism in Eukaryota, Fungi, Basidiomycota, Malasseziomycetes, Malasseziales, Malasseziaceae. Bases 1 to 921 code for a protein of 306 amino acids. The record is from RefSeq and is a predicted model, not a curated record.
AUGGCGGACCAGAAGUACUUUACGCUGAACACCGGUGCCAAGAUCCCUGCCGUUGGCAUGGGCUGCUGGAUGGGCUCGCCCGGCAAGUUUGAUCUGGAGAACGGACUGAACGUCUCGUUCGACGCGGGCUACCGUCACUUUGACACUGCCGCGCUCUACGCCAACGAAGAGCUCGUGGGCAAGGCGAUCCGCGACAGCGGCGUGCCCCGUGACCAGAUCUUUGUCACGACCAAGCUCUGGAACGCCGACCACAGCAAUGUCGAGAAGGCGUUCGACGAGAGCCUCUCGCGCCUGAACGUGGGCUACAUCGACCUGUACCUCAUGCACUGGCCGCAGUCGAGUGGCGACAACGUCUCGUUCGUCGACACCUGGAAGGACAUGGAGAAGCUGCUCGAGACGCGCAAGGAUAAGGUGCGCGCGAUUGGCGUGUCCAACUUCAGCGUCAAGACGCUCAGCGAGCUCCUGGCCCACGCCAAGGUCGUCCCGGCGAACAACCAGAUCGAGACGCAUCCCUACAACCAGGACUGGGACGUGCUCGAACUCUGCCAGAAGCACAACAUCUUUGUCACGGCCUACACGCCGCUUGGCCAGGCCGACUCGCCGAUCCUUAAGGACAAGGAUGUGCUGGCGAUCGCCGAGGAGAUCGGCGGUGACGUUACCCCGGCGCAGGUCGUCCUCUCCUGGAACGUGCAGCGCGGCGUGGGUGUUCUGCCGAAGAGCACGAACCCGGGCCGUGCGCGCAAGAACAUUCAGCUCGUUACACUCACCGACGCCCAGAUGCAGCGCAUCCACGACAUCACCAAGGACCCCUCGCGCCAGGGCCGCCUCAACUAUGUCACCUACGACAAGCAGAGCGGCACGGUGCUGGGCUGGACCAAGGAGCAGAUGGGCUGGGAAAACACCAAGUACUAUGGCGAGUAA